This is a messenger RNA of Ylistrum balloti, 1086 nucleotides long. Its product is annotated as G-protein coupled receptor 157-like. The transcript is spliced from 3 exons. Gene Ontology annotation, biological process: adenylate cyclase-activating G protein-coupled receptor signaling pathway. Gene Ontology annotation, cellular component: plasma membrane. The record is from RefSeq and is a predicted model, not a curated record. Lineage: Eukaryota; Metazoa; Mollusca; Bivalvia; Pectinida; Pectinidae. Gene Ontology annotation, molecular function: G protein-coupled receptor activity. Bases 1 to 1086 code for a protein of 361 amino acids.
AUGAUGAAUGAUUCAAACAUGAGUGGCACCAUCACUUCAACAUCAGUCAUGCCUUUGGCAAAUAUUUCUAAAAUCAUCGAGUUGGAGGAUUUAUCUAUGGCCGUGUUUAUCAUUACAUUUGUACCAAGUGUGGUCUCUAUAAUCGCCACCAUUGGUUUUGUUUAUGCUUUUAUAAAAUAUAAGAACAACGACUCUUACAAUACCCUGCUUACUUGUCUCACCAUAGCUAACGGACUUACAUGUUUCGGAGUUGUUAUGGGUGCUUUCCACUACAAAAAAGAUAUACCGUUUGGAAACAGUGGGGCAUUCUGUGUCAUUCAAAGCAUAUUGUGUACAUAUUUUGACAUGGUAGCUGACAUAUAUACAUUAUUCGUUCAGAUCAACAUUUGCUGUAGAAUCGCAUUCGGUUAUAUUUGCAUGAGAAAUCGGAAUGCUAAGUUAGCAUGCCAUACAUCCGCGCUGACUAUCCCACUGAUGAUCGUGCUGGCAGCCAUCUGGAGGAAUGCCUUGGGAGAUUCUGCAAGUUUGUACGGGUCCUGGUGCUGGAUCAGUGACUCAUUAUCAAAUCAAGAGAAGUGGAUCUGGAUGGUUGUCACUAAACAAGGUUGGGAACUGGUGGUUUAUUUUGGUACAUGUUUCAUGUUCAUUAUUAUCUUGUAUCAACGAUGCAGGAAUCAAGAUGUACGUUGCAGAUCAAGAGACAGGACGUCACAGAAUAACUUAAGUUCCAUAAACGUACCCAAUGAACGAACGAGGUUAAGGAACUCUGGGAAUUCUUCAGAGGACACAGAAUAUGCUGAGGCGUCUGUCAAUUCUGUCUUGGUCUGGGUUGGCAUCUACUUCUAUUUAGCGAAAAUGUGGGGAACCAUCAGGUAUGGUGUGAAUAUCUACAUGCUGGCCUUUAAUGACGAGAUUUCCAAUUUUCUUCCACUGGAAAAGUACUUUCUCAUUUUCAUGCAAAGCCUCGGAGAUAGCCUUCAAGCCACUAUUACAUUCUGUAUUUUUGUAUUAAAGGACAACGAGCUAAGAGGAAAAUUAAGCAAUGACAUAUGGGGAAAACGCACUGCGAAGACUACAAAUGAUUAA